CGGUGAUUUUUCAAAAUGGCGGCGCCCAUGUAGCUGACCUGUCAAAACGUUGCCUUAAGCAACAGGAAACUAAGGGGAAAGGUUUAUUUGCAAAACAAACAUAUUCACUGAGAAGGUGAUUCUAUCUUCUUCAAAAUCAUAUGCCACAACUGUUGUGUCAUUGGAAAAUCAUGCCUAAUUAAUUGUCUCAAGUCUUGGCUGUCAGAAAAGGUUUUAAGAUGAAUCUAUAAUCCUCAUUGUGGUCCAUAAUCUUCACAAUGAAUCUGAACCUUCUUCGGAGGAAAUACAGGAUUUUAUUUCUUAUUGGUGUCACUGGAGGAAUAUAUCUGUGCUUCCAGAUUUUUUCCAUGAAAGUCCUUAAUUUAGCGGGACAACGUGAAUCCAGAUCUCAGGCACUGCGUUCGGGAAAAGUAUUUGAUGAUUUUCCUGAUGUUGUUGAUUCUCAAGUUGUUGAACGGCCAGUGGAUUAUGGUCAAGUGGAAAGUAAAAAUGAUCUCAAUAAAGAUAAAGGUAUUGUUCAACGAAAUCCAGACACUCAAAGUGAACACUUUAAGCUAGUAUUAGGAACAUUAGUGUCAAUGUCAGAGGAUUACAAGCCUGUUGAUGGAAUGUUCAGGUGUUUACAAUCAAAGGAGCUGUUUCCCUACUCUGCUGUAAAUGAUGAUUAUUGUGAUUGUUCAGACUCUACCGAUGAACCAGGCACUUCCGCCUGUCCACAUUCCAAAUUUUACUGUACAUUCCAACCCCCAGACAUGUCUGUUAUGUAUUUGCCGGGUUCACGGGUCAAUGAUGGGGUCUGUGACUGCUGUGAUGGUUCUGAUGAAUGGGGCGGAGUCAAAGUCUCCUCAGGGGUCCACUUUACGGGGAAGAAGUUUUCAGGCACACUCAAACAUACUCCUUGUAACAACACUUGCAACAAUGUAAUGGAAUUGAGUAAGGAAGAUGCCAAGAUUCGUGCCCUCGGGAAGAAAAUAAAACAAAUGUACUUGGAGGCGGGGCGGAGUAUAAAUAACCCUGAGCUGUACGGACCAGGCAGUGUGUUUUUCAAGCUGUCCCAGGCUUGCUAUGAGUUUGACAUGGAGGAGUAUAAGUAUAAACUGUGUCCAUUCCGCUCAGCCACACAGCAGAAGCAUCAUGCAACUGGAACAAAUAUAGGAUCUCACCCUGUGUGGAGGGCUCGUCUGCCAGGGCAUUAUGAACUCAAGAUGGACCGUGGAGAUGCCAGCAGGUGCCCCUUAGGACAGACCAGAAACACUGUGAUACUAUUUAUUUGUGGAUUAACGGACAAGAUAGUGGAAGUGACAGAGAAUGAACGAUGUGCAUAUCACAUGAGAUUUGCUACACCAGCUGCAUGUUGACAGGGGAUAAACAGUGUGUACUUUAGACACCAGCUGCAUGUUGGCAGGGAAUGAACAUCAUUUAUCACAAUUGAAGAAAGAAAGUUUGGUUUUGCAACAACCUUAUAUUUUUUUCAUAAUGACAUGAAGUGAGCUACACUUUUGGAAGUUGUGGAAGGUCAACUUGAGUUUGAAAUCAUGAUUGUAAGUGAGUUGUCUGAAACAACGGCAAUUUUGCUUUAUAUAGAGUCUAAUAACAACUUCAAACACCUACAUGUGGUUUGGAGUGUUUCUGCCUUUUUCCUUUGAAAUUACUUUUUAAAUAGCUGAGAUAGCUGAGGUGUUCCAAUUGUCACAAGAGAUUAAAUAUGUUCCACACGGGGAAGGGAAAGCUGUAGAAUUAUAUGUAGCAUGGUGAGAGAAGCCUCUGUUGUAUGUGAGGAUGGCACGAGGGAUACCACAGUUGAAUGUAUAUGCAUCUUAACAUAAGGAUAUGAAGGAGGUACACCAUGUUAAAUAAAAAAUUCAAAUUACCGCAAGAGAAUAUCAACAACUGCAUGAUAGCGCGAAGAAAAUAAUACAUACAGAAUUGUAAUAUCAGUUUUCAAAUACUUUUGGAACUUGACGUUAGAAGGAUACAGAUUCUGCUUCAGGUCAAAAUUUGAAAUUUAUUGUAUAAUUUACAUUUGUGUGUGUUCACUUUGCAUAUUUUCACAUCACUUGUUAUGUUAAUUUAAUCCUGAUUGUUAGCAAAAUAACAAUACAUAAUAUACAAAGCUUAAUUGAUUAUGUCUUUUCUCUUAAACAUGCCAUUGUUACAGGUUGUGAUUCUGUAGAAUUUCAAUAUGUAUAAUGUAUUAUGAUAUUUGUACAUGUAAUAUCAAUGUGUGCGUUAUGAUGUGUCAUAAUUCGUGCGAUUUUUGUUAUAAAUGUUUUAAAACCAUUCAGGCUCCAAAUAGGCCCACACAUUCAAAGUGAACCAUUAACUAUGUUGGUGUAUGAACCAUAGUUUGUCACGUGUUUUCUUGUGACAAGCACUUGCUCAAUCAUUGCUAUGACCAUGUAUAAUGUUGCUGGUUCUUUGUUUUUGCAUUUAAGUGUACUGUUAAUGUCAGUUCAAACUGUCAUUUAAAAGGGAAAUAGAUUUGUAAAAGAUA
Molecule: messenger RNA, 2494 nt
Organism: Mya arenaria
Lineage: Eukaryota; Metazoa; Mollusca; Bivalvia; Myida; Myidae
Product: glucosidase 2 subunit beta-like
Exons: 9
Coding region: 258-1358 (366 amino acids)
Biological process (GO): N-glycan processing
Cellular component (GO): glucosidase II complex
Source: RefSeq, a predicted model, not a curated record